Arabis nemorensis is the source of this 540-nucleotide messenger RNA. The record is from the annotation of a GenBank genome assembly. NCBI's taxonomy places the organism in Eukaryota, Viridiplantae, Streptophyta, Magnoliopsida, Brassicales, Brassicaceae.
AUGGACAGAAUUAAGCUCCGGGAUGGGGGAUUCCUAGCUUAUAAAGAGACAGGUGUACCAAAGGAUGAAGCCAAUUACAAGAUCAUUCUUAUUCAUGGGUUUGGGAGCUCCAAAGAAAUGAACUUCUCCGCUUCAAAAGAGUUGAUAGAAGAGCUAGGCGUUUAUUUUCUGCCAGACCGUGCCGGGUAUGGAGAUUCUGAUCCAAACCCGAAACGUUCCUUGGAAAGCGAAGCAUUGGACAUAGAAGAACUUGCUUAUAAGUUGCAGUUAGGACCCAAGUUUUACCUCAUUGGAGUUUCCAUGGGAUCAUAUCCUACUUGGAGUUGCCUAAAACACAUACCCCACAGGCUAGCGGGAGUGGCGUUUGUAGCGCCGGUAGUGAACUACGKGUGGCCAUCGCUUUCAAAGAAGCUUAUAAAGAAAGAUUACAGGAGAGUUCUUAUAAAAUGGUGUUUUCGGAUAUCAAAAUAUGCACCUGGACUGUUGUUACACUGGUGGGAUCAGUCAGAAGCUCUUCCCAUCAAAUACUUCAGUCCUUGA